AUGGCAACCGAUCCGAGGCAAGCGUGGGAGAACCUACAGAAGAAUUUGCGGCAAAUGCAGCAGCGAGGGCAAAGAUUCGCAGGAGGUGGAGGCCCCGGUGGUGGUCCACCGACAGGACGAGCAUUAGGUGGUCUCGCAGGCAUCGGCCUCCUCAUCGGUGGCUACUGGCUCUUCAACAACGGCCUCUUCAACGUCGAUGGUGGUCACCGCGCGAUCAAAUACACCCGCAUAUCCGGCAUCAGCAAAGAGAUCUACUCCGAAGGUACCCACUUCAUCGUACCAUGGUUCGAAACGGCCAUCGACUACGAUGUCCGCGCACGACCCCGCUCCAUUCCUUCCCUCACCGGCACGAAGGACCUGCAAAUGGUCAAUAUAACGUGUCGUGUGCUCAGCCGGCCACGUAUAGAUGCACUACCCCAGAUCUACCGCACGCUGGGUCAGGAUUACGAUGAACGAGUGCUCCCGAGCAUCGUCAACGAGGUGCUGAAGAGCGUGGUGGCGCAAUUCAAUGCAAGUCAGCUCAUUACGCAGCGAGAGAACGUCAGCAGGAUGGUGCGGGAUAACCUUGUGCGGAGAGCGGCAAGGUUCAACAUCAUGGUGGAUGAUGUCUCGCUUACUCAACUCUCCUUCUCCCCCGAGUUCACUGCAGCGGUCGAAGCGAAACAGGUCGCUCAGCAAGAAGCCCAACGCGCCGCCUUCGUCGUCGACAAGGCACGGCAGGAGAAGCAAGCCAUGGUCGUCCGCGCACAGGGUGAAGCUCGCUCUGCCGAGCUGAUCGGUGACGCGAUCAAGAAGAGUCGUUCGUAUGUUGAACUCAGAGAGUUCGACAAUGCGAGAAGAGUGGCGGAGAUACUGGAGAAAAGCAGUAACAAGGUAUAUCUCGACACGCAAGGGCUCGGUCUGAAUAUCAGCCAAACGGGUGUGGAGAGGAAUCGGAAGUAA
Baudoinia panamericana UAMH 10762 is the source of this 942-nucleotide messenger RNA. RefSeq lists its product as uncharacterized. The transcript has 4 exons. Gene Ontology annotation, cellular component: mitochondrion; membrane. Lineage: Eukaryota; Fungi; Ascomycota; Dothideomycetes; Mycosphaerellales; Teratosphaeriaceae. The coding region runs from base 1 to 942 and encodes 313 amino acids. The record is from RefSeq and is a predicted model, not a curated record. Gene Ontology annotation, biological process: mitochondrion organization.